CUUUAAUUAAUUAAAUAAAAUGCUUGGAUCAUACAAGAGAUAUUGGGAGCCAUCUCUUACAGAAGUUGUUGGUCUUUCAGUGCCAGUUGGUGCUAUUACCACUUUUCUUACUUAACCAUUAGGUAACAACUAUUUUAUUUACACACAGAAUUUGUUAAAACUAGAAUCUAAGUUAGAACAGAAGGAAUCGGAUUGAGAUAACUCAAAAAUGAAUUAGGAGUAAAUCCAUGGAGAAUAUUUAGAGAAAUUCAUGAAACUGGAGGUGGCUUGAGACAUUUCUAUUAUGGAUUUGACGCAGCAUUAUACAGUAGAUUGGGCUAUCUAUUUAUUAGAAACUUUUUGUAUCAAAUAUUUAAUCUUUUAGAUAUAAAGCAAUAUACGAUUAAGUUAAACCAGUUAAACCAUUCAAUGAUUUGACACUUAGAGAAAAGGCUGUUCUCUCUGGAUCUGUUGGAGCAUUUGCUGCUUUGGUUACAUCUCCAUUUGAAUUAGCAUAAGUUAGAAUGAUUGCAGAUGGUGGUCUUCCAUAAUCAAUUAGAAGAAAUUAUACCUCUGCUUUUGAUGCCAUCAAUAGAAUUCAAGUAGAAGAAGGUAAUCAUUUUAUACAAUUAUUCAAAUAGGAGGAAGCAGAGCAUUAUUCAGAGGAGCUUUUGCACAUGUUGUUAAAUUAGCAGCUUUGAACAUUUCCUUAACAGGACCAUAUGAUUACAUGAAGGAAAAAAUUUGGUUAGUUUUUGGAGAUUUUGGAUUCAAUCAUUUUCUUGCAUUAACAUGGGCUUCAUUUUGGGCUACACUUUUCACAUUACCAUUAGAUAAUGUUCAAACCAGAGUUCUCAAAGCUUUCCCAGAUCCAUCUAAAAACAGGUAAAACCAAAAUCUUUACGAUUUAGAUUAAAUUACUAAAAUUAUUUAGAUGUUUUCAAGCAAAUCUAUUUUUAUGAGAAAAUUCAUGGAUUCUAUGCAGGUGCUGUUCCUUACUAUGGCAAAAUGUUUUUAACUGCUUGGUUAACAUGCACUUUAGUCAAUGGAGUCAUGGAUAGUCAAAAGAGAGCUGCAGGAUUGGAAGAAUGGCAAAUUUGAUUAAUUUUAAAUCAAACACAAUUAUCA
Paramecium sonneborni is the source of this 1107-nucleotide messenger RNA. The record is from the annotation of a GenBank genome assembly. Lineage: Eukaryota; Ciliophora; Oligohymenophorea; Peniculida; Parameciidae.